CAUGCCAUCAAGAGUAUGCAUAUCCAAAAAGCAACCAAGAAUCUGAAAGAUGUCACUUUUCAGAAGCAAUGUAUGCCAUUCUGUGGCUAUAAUGGUGGAGUUGGGAGGUGUGCCCAGGCCAAACAGUGGGGCUGGACACAGGCUCAGUGGCCCAAAAAGAGUGCUGAAUUUUUACUGCACAUGCUUAAAAAUGCAGAGAAUAAUGAUGAACUUCAGGGUUUAGAUGUAGAUUCUCUCGUCAUUGAGCACAUCCAGGUGAACAAAGCCCUCAAGAUGUGGCAUAGAACUUCUAGGCCUCGUAGGAUUAACCCACAUGGGAGCUCUCCCUGCCACAUUGAGAUGAUCCUUACUGAAAAGGAGCAGAUUAUUUCUAAACCAGAAGAGGAGGUUGCACAGAAGAAAAAGAUAUCCCAGAAGAAACUGAAGAAACAAAAACUUAUGGCCCAAGAGUAA
This is a messenger RNA of Lynx canadensis (Canada lynx), 453 nucleotides long. RefSeq names its product 60S ribosomal protein L17-like. Gene Ontology annotation, cellular component: cytosolic large ribosomal subunit; ribosome. Gene Ontology annotation, biological process: cytoplasmic translation. Gene Ontology annotation, molecular function: structural constituent of ribosome. Bases 16 to 453 code for a protein of 145 amino acids. Lineage: Eukaryota; Metazoa; Chordata; Mammalia; Carnivora; Felidae. The record is from RefSeq and is a predicted model, not a curated record. The transcript has a single exon.